Condylura cristata (star-nosed mole) is the source of this 3286-nucleotide messenger RNA. RefSeq names its product PPARGC1 and ESRR induced regulator, muscle 1 (gene PERM1). Bases 1115 to 2683 code for a protein of 522 amino acids. Lineage: Eukaryota; Metazoa; Chordata; Mammalia; Eulipotyphla; Talpidae. The record is from RefSeq and is a predicted model, not a curated record. The transcript has 3 exons. Gene Ontology annotation, biological process: response to muscle activity; regulation of DNA-templated transcription. Gene Ontology annotation, cellular component: cytoplasm; nucleus.
AAAAGCCGUGGGCAGGUGGGGUCACCACUUGGGGGUCAAGGGAACGCCCAGCCCGGCACCGGGGGCCUUUCCUGAGGCCCAGCCCGGGGCGGUCCAGCCCGGGGCGGGCGGCCCCGAGCCCAGGGGCGCAGCAGAGGGCUGCCCACAGCACUGGCCACAGCCACUUCCCAGGGCCUCUAGGAACAUUCUGGAUCCAGCCGCUCCCCAGGCUGCUUCUCCGCGAGCCCCUGCCCCUCUCAAGCAGCUGGGGCCCUGCAGCACUGGCCACUUUAAGAGGAACGGGCCUGGCUUGGGCAGGGAGGCCGGGCGGCCCGGCAGGGAGUGGGGCCAAGCCUGGCCUGGAGGACGCUGCCGGGCUGGGGUGCCGCAGAGGCCAUCUAUUUGCGGCGGGCUCCGAGCUGGCAGGCACAUGUGACCUGGCGCCGGUAUUUUGGGCAGCGGGGGUGGGGCUGCGCGCAGCCUGCCGGAGGCCCUGGGACAGGCUGCCCGGACGCCCGGCUCCGCUGUCCAGCCGCCUCAGGGCUCCAGGUACGCCCACCCCAGCCCAAGGGGCCCUGGGGCCAGUGACCCCAACGGGACGCCCGGACUAGGAGGAGGUGGCUCUCGGAGGGCCUGGAGGCCCCAGCCCUGGUCAGCGUGGCCCCCAGCCCGGCCAGGGUGCUGACCUGAACGCCGCAGGCCACCUCCACAGCCAAGGGGCCAGAGGGGGGCUUGGGGCAGCCGGCGGGCCUGGGUGGGGGCACAGACCCCGAGUGUGGCCCGAGGGGCCAGCAGGAGCCCCGCUUCACCUGACACGCCCCAGCCACUGCCGGUCCAGCCCCCUCCCGCCCGCCGGCCAAAGGGCCCGGCUGCCGGCCACCCGCGUGCCUGGGCCCCCAGCCGGGCGCUCCUGGGCUGGGCCGGCCUCCAGGCCCCGGGGUUCCGCCUGGCAGCAAGCGGGCCCCAGCGCUGCUGUCCUUCAGGAUGGCCCUGAAGUGCGGAGGCCCCUGCCGGGGGGCUGGGGGCCGGCCUGGGGGGCAGCCGGGCAGGCGGCCGUGCGCACUGGCCUAGGCCGAGGCCUCCAAAGACCUUGCUUGGCCUCAAGUGCGGCCCCCUGGUGCCCCGGCCAGCGGAAAUGGAAAACUUCCAGUACAGCAUCCAGCUGAGUGACCAAGACUGGGCAGAGUUCUCGGCCGCAGCUGAAGAAUGCGACCUUCUGCAGGCCAGUCUGGCCUCCGGGGACGAGCCCUCGUCCAGUGACAUUGAGCAAGGGGACAGCAGUGGGAGCAGCCCUCCCGGGCCCCCGCCCCCCCGCAAGGGGCAGCUGGCUCCCUGGGGGCGGGGCUGGCCCGGCCUCUUGGCGGAGGACAGGGUGGCCCCCAGGCAGCCAGUCAGCAGGUCCUGGCCCGAGCCCGCCCCGGCCCCGGGGGCCGGUCAGCAGACGUCCAGCACGUCCCCACAGUCAGCAGCCAGGCUGCGCCCCGGCUCCGGCCAGAGCCCGUGCCUCCCAGGGUCGGCGGCGCCCGCAGACCGGAUGCAGAGGCUUCUGCAGGGGCCAGCUCCCCAGGGCGCGGCCCCUGGGCCCCCUGGACAGGCCCCUCAGAGCCCCUCGGCUGCCGGCCGCAACACUGCCCCACAGAAGCCCCCCAGCAGCCCUGGAACCCCGACCCGCAGCCCCAGUCGAAAGAAGAGGCGCACUGCGGGCAGCAGAGGGGGCGGCCGCCCCAGCGCCCCUUGUACCGCGGCUACCCAGCCUCGGCUGAACGCGCAGCUGCCGCCGCUGGGUCCGCCUGCCGCCGCCCCGAGGGGUGGCCUGCCUCGGGCUCAGCCCGGCUUCCUUCCCGGGGCCCUGCCCGGCGGGGGUGAGUGUGCAGCGGCCCCGGAGGCCCCCGCACCUGAGUCUCCAGGGGUUCUCCAGGAGAGGGAGACCUCAGCCCCUGGACAUCCCUCGGGGGGGCCCCCUGGAGGCCCUGUCCGAGCCCCCAAGAAGAAGAAAGUACGGUUCUCCGUGGCCGAGCCGGGCCCUGAGGGGCCGUGUGCAGCGGAGGCCCCGAGGAGCCUCGGGGGGCCGGGAGCCUGGGAUGCGGUGGCGGUCGGCCCGCGGCCCCCCCAGCCCCGGAUCCUGAAGCACCUGCCCCCCGCAGCCCCCUCUGCCUCCGCGCUGGGAGGACCUGGGUCCAGGGGCUGCUUUGCGCUGACCCUCCCCGAGGCCUACGAGUUCUUUUUCUGCGAUACGAUCGAAGAGGAGGACGAAGGUGCAGAGGAGGCCGGCCAGGCCGGCGCCCAGUGGCCUGACGUGUGCGAGUACCUCUUCCGGGACGGCCGCGCACGGGCCCCGGGGCGUGGGGCCCACCCUGAGCUGGCGCCCCCGGCCGGAGACCCCGUGCCCAUCACCACCCCCGAGGCCUAUGAAUACUUCCUGGAGGGGGACGGGCUGGAGGGCCGCCCCGGCCUGUCCGCACUCCCCGGGCGGCGAGCCGUGGGGUCCCCCGGGCCUGGCCCCUUGCCGGAGCCUGGCGCGGCCUCCGCCGAGCAGCUGGACCUGGCGGUCAGGCGAGCAGGUGCGUGUCGUGUGGUGCUCGUGCCUGCCCAGGCCCCGGGAACACACUGUCCGGGGAGCAGGGCCAGGACGGUUGGCACCAUCUCCGCCAUCCGCCACUUCCGCCGGCAGGUGGGGCGGGGACGCCGCAGCCCCAGCCCCUAGCCCAUGGCUGGGGCGCUGUGGACACAGGCGCAGACGGCCACCCUUGCGGCCCAGGGCUGGCCCUUUGACCCUGUGUGCUCCAGUGUCCAGGAGGGGCCGGGGCAGUGGCACCUUGGACGUCACCUGAGAUCCAGCUGGUGGCCAAGGCCGCGGCUGCACCCUUGCUGAGUCUGGGGGGCAGGAAUGGUGGGGAGCUGGUUUGGGGGGUGUCCGGGAAGCACCAGGAGCGGGCCAGGACGCCUGGGCCAGGCGUGCACGAGGCCACUGCCUCAGGGGUCCCCGGGGGGCUGCCAGACGCUGGGCUGGUGUCCUGCGUCUGCUCAGGGCGGGGGCAGGACGGGGCCCUGGGCAUCAGGGCGCUGGUGGCCUGUCUGAAGUGGGUCUGGGCUGGGGGGCAGGACUUUGCCCCAGUUGCAGAUGGACUGGGCAGGGUGGACAGCGGGGGGCCAGGCCGGGCCGUGGGCGGGGCCUGGGGUCUUCUGGGAGCCUGAUGAGAGGCAGAGCAGGUGUUGUCAGAUGGGAGCCGGAUGUGGCAGCGGCGGCUGGGCGUCAGGAGCCCGGGGACAGAGUGGACGCCCGCACCAGUAAAGCUCCUUCUCCGUC